AUGAACUUUGCUGCGCGGCGUCCCAUGCCGAUCCCGAACGGUCAUGCGCCUGUGAUGGAAAAGAACUCAUCUCAAUCUCCCGUGGACUUGCCUACACCACCGGACGAUGUCACCCUGAGUGAGAAUGCGUCCAUUGUGCGAAAUGAUAUCAUGUAUGGAACGCGCAAGAAUCCGUUGCUCUAUACACCCGCAUAUCGUGCUGAGUUGCCCAGGUAUACGCCCAUGUCUUAUCCGAACACACGUUCCUAUGGCGUCGGCUUGUCAUCUGCAUUCCAACUUUCAGCAGAACGACAGAAUGUCUCACCCGCUGCCACGGAAGAUGCAUCAUUUGACAACGACAUGUCUGUGGACGACGUUUUCGCUGUCUCAAAUAAGGCAGAUCACCGCAGAUCGCGAGCAACUCAUGUGCAGGGCCUGGGGAUCGACGACGUGAGUCCAGGCCUUGUGCCGCUCCUCGAGAAUGAUGACGUCGUCCCGUCGAUCGAUCAAAGCAUGGCUCGUUCUAUGCCUGAUUCAUUAGCGCUUUCGCCAUCAUCGCGACGAUCAUCUUCGCUCGUGCGCACACCAAGCACAAGCUCUCGUCGUGUGCCAUACAAUGUGCCAUCUCGAUCACCAGGCUCCUUAAAUGGUCCUUUGAGUCAAGCGUAUGCCAUGAGCAUGAAGCCCUCAUCAAGCUCACGUUCGAUGCGACGGCCUUCUUGGUCACCAUAUUCACGUCCACUGAUGAUAACGCGAAUGGGCACAUCUAUGCCGGCCACAUCGUAUGCCAUGUAUUCGACAUAUGAUGACGACGAAACGGACGACGAAAUGACUGGUGUUGACGAUGAUGGAACAGACGACGAAACGGAUAUGAUUCCAGCGUCCAAAUUCAGGCAAAAUACGCGACUCUUCGGCCAGCCAACUAUGCACUCGUCAUCCUCAUCAUUAGCGCGGUCAUUGCCCAUAAGUCAUGUGCCAUCGUUCUUACCGCGGUCAGCACCGGACGAUACAUCUCGAUCCCAGGUACACAUGGCUGCCGCAGCACUGGAUCGCCUUUCGAUGACUUCAACGUCAUAUGAUGACGAUAAGCAGCGAGCAUUACGUGUGCCAACGGUUGACGAGACAGAUCAAGUUGCAGCCAUCCGUGACCGACUGGGCGGUGCUGCGAAUUGCUCGGCAUUUAUAUCCAAACUGUGGCACCUCAUGAUCAACCCCGACCUGUACGGCAAAUACAUUUACUGGAGUGAAGCAGGUGAUGCCAUUAUAAUUAACAGCGAGCCGGACGUGGCCGCUGAAUUUGCUGCAGAGAUACUGCCCAAGCUGUUCAAGCAUGGGAACAACGCCUCAUUUGUACGACAGCUCAACUUGUAUGGCUUCCAGCGUGUGUCAUCGUCACGACUCCUUGACGCAGCUGAGAUGCGUGCUGUGGCUGCAAGAACAGGCACCUCAGGUCACUACGGCACAUCAGCACCUUUCAACACAGCCAUGGAAUUGUAUGGGGUCCAUUCCAGCUUUGCUCACCCGCGCUUCCGACGAGGCCAGGAAGCGUGGCUUGUAAGCAUGAAGCCACGCUCAUCCAAGAAACCUAAGAAGAAUUCUGCUGGACCCACGGAUGAGACAAAGUCACAGUCUAGUUUGUCGUAG
Malassezia restricta is the source of this 1623-nucleotide messenger RNA. Its product is annotated as DNA binding transcription factor. Gene Ontology annotation, molecular function: DNA-binding transcription factor activity; sequence-specific DNA binding. Gene Ontology annotation, biological process: regulation of DNA-templated transcription. The coding region runs from base 1 to 1623 and encodes 540 amino acids. The transcript has a single exon. Lineage: Eukaryota; Fungi; Basidiomycota; Malasseziomycetes; Malasseziales; Malasseziaceae. The record is from RefSeq and is a predicted model, not a curated record.